UAGAACGUUUGGGCUUUGUUUCGAAAGUUGGGCCUGAUCCAUAUCAUUGAUGGGCCGAAAACUGGGCGGGCUUGAUGUGAACAUAUCAACAGGCUUCCCAGAGACAUACACGUGUUCCCUUCUGUUUUCGACUUUUCGUCGACAAUUCACGUGAUCCCUUUCAGUUUUCUUUCCCCUCCUGAAUAAAAUAUCUCGCUCGCGACUCGUCUUAAGCUAAAAUCUUCGCCUGAAAGCUACCGUUUACCUUACUCGUUUCGCUCAAAGAGUAAGCAGAGAAGCCAAUUGAAGGGAAAAGGAAACCGAGCUCUUCUUCUCGCGAACGGAAAUCGGAAGUCCCGCCGGAAGUUGAAUCAGCGGAAAGGAAGGAAAAGGAAAAUGCCGAGCAGCUGCGCGAUGUUCUGCGAGAUCCUGAUCGCGAUCCUGCUGCCUCCGUUGGGAGUCUGCCUCAGGCAUGGCUGCUGCACCGUGGAGUUCUGCAUCUGCGUGCUGCUGACGAUUCUCGGCUACCUGCCGGGGAUCAUCUACGCGCUGUACGCGAUUGUGUUCAUCGAUCGGGAGGAGUUCUUUGACGAGGCCAGGCGCCCUCUCUACUCCUCUUACUACUGAUUGAAGUGAUGGUAGCUGACUUCUUUGUUUAAACAGUGAUUGAACUGAGCUGAAUCGUUGCUGUUUCGAUGUUUGUAUUUCGAUUUCCUGUUGUAGACUCCUUAUGAGGAAUUGCUGUUAAUGAAGCUCAGUUAGUUUAAUCUGCUUGAAUCUGUGCUUGGGAAGAAGAAUUGGCCUGGCUGUGUUCUUGAAUUGGUUUGUUCUGCCUUUUCAUACUACUUUCAUGGAUGGUGCAGAGUAGUUUCAGACUGAUGCUUAGAACUUGUGAUUCUGAUUCCGAUUUCGGGGGGUGUUUGAAAGAUGCAUCUAUGCUUACUUGAGUUUGCAGAAGUGCGAUUGUUACUUGUUUUAGGUGAUUAUAUCCACUUGAAGUAGCCGGAUUUUGACCCUUUUCAAGCUAUGCGUUUCUUCUAUUGAUGAGAUGCUUUGAUGAGGCAUUGUGUGCCAAGUUCUUGUAGAGGAGAAGCGCAGGUUGGUUGCGGGGGGGACGAUGAUGCUUAGGUCAAGUAUGGAGUUUUAGGUAAGAUGUACUGUUUCAAUGGAGUAACAGGAAGACUACUGGUAUGCUGAGAGUGUUUGUGUUCCUUUUCCAUGCUUGCUUGUUUGUCUGCCCUUCACUUGGCAACUCAAACUGUAAAUCUGCAUUCUCAGUUCGCGUUAUUUUCGUAUCCUGAUUUUGUUUGUUCGUUUUAAUUCGAUCGAACAACGAGGGCCUCAUCCUCGCACGGUUCAACUUGCUGGAUCCUACUACACAUCUCUAUUUGUUCCUGCAUUUGCAAUCUCAUUUCUUCAGCACUUGGUUUUACUACUUC
Molecule: messenger RNA, 1418 nt
Organism: Linum tenue
Lineage: Eukaryota; Viridiplantae; Streptophyta; Magnoliopsida; Malpighiales; Linaceae
Source: the annotation of a GenBank genome assembly